Cornus florida is the source of this 591-nucleotide messenger RNA. RefSeq lists its product as uncharacterized. The transcript has 2 exons. The record is from RefSeq and is a predicted model, not a curated record. Lineage: Eukaryota; Viridiplantae; Streptophyta; Magnoliopsida; Cornales; Cornaceae. Bases 1 to 591 code for a protein of 196 amino acids.
AUGCGAGUUCAGAUUCCUCAUGAAGACCCCCUGGUCGUUAAUUUGACAGUGACAGAGUGUUUGGUACGAAUAGUGCUAAUUGAUCCAGGGAGCAGUGCCAAUAUCAUGCCUAGAGUCACCUUCGAUCGGCUGGAAAUCAAGCCAGAGGAGCUCAAAUGCACUGGGAAUCCAUUGUUGGGAUUUGAUGGAAAAAGAGUUGAAUCGAUCGGCACAGUAGAAUUGCUUGUUCGGGCAGCCGAAAGGGAACUUAUCGAGAGCUUUGUGGUGGUGAAGAUCCAUCCCUCUUACAAUCUGUUGAUGGGGAGAGGAUGGAUUCAUAAGAAACCUUCCCCCGGCAUGAACGGGGAGGAGCUUCCGGUGCAAACCGAGGAACCCUUAGUUGAAGUUCAAAUUGAUCAUUUGAGGCCAAAUCGAACCACAAAGGUAGAAUCAGGGCUUGCAGAGGAAGAAAAACGUCAAUUGAUUGAUUUCCUCUCCCAGAAUGCCGAUGUAUUCGCUUGGAGCCAUCUGAACAUGCCAGGGAUCGACCCCUCAGUCUCUUGCCAUUCUUUUAAUGUAGAUCUGAGCGUCAAGCCAAUAAGGCAGAAGUAG